GAAAACUCGAUCGGCUGUUUCUUUUUUCGCGCAUCUCCUCGCCUCGGGUUAAGGUUUCUUUUUUUUGGUUUUUCUUGGGCUCUCUUUUUGGAAGAUUUUGAGCUGGUUGCUUGGCUAUGGGAGUACCAGCGUUUUACAGACGGUUGGCGGAGAAGUAUACGUUGACUGUGGUGGAUGUGAUUGAGGAAGAGCCGGUCGUUAUCGACGGUGUCGCGAUUCCGGUCGAUACUAGUAGACCUAACCCUAACAAAAUCGAAUACGAUAAUCUGUAUCUCGACAUGAACGGGAUUAUUCAUCCUUGCUUUCAUCCCGAAGACAGGGUACAGACUACACGCAGUGAUGGGAUGAAUGGUUACAUUUUCCCUUGUGCUGGAGAUACUCACCCUCCUGUGUUUAGGUCUCCAACUGGAUGCAAGGAAGAUGUGAUGGCCCAUGAACUCAUACGUUGGAUGUACAGACUUCCAAAUGCACAUAAGCACAUGAUCGGUCGGCCUGCUGGGGUGGUGCAGUUAAGUGAUCUGAAACCUGAACCUGAGUUAUGGCAUGAAGAUUCUCGGAGGAAACCAUGGGAAAAUAGAAGGCAGAAUCCCCCUGGAACCGCUUCCGGAAAUAGACUCGAAGAGGCAUCACAUCGACUUCUUGUGAAUAGUUUGCAAUUGAAGGUUGAUCGUAAUGGGUUUGGCAUUGAUAUUCAUGCCCCACCUCUAGCUUAUGCCAAUGCUCCCCAUGUUUCACCAGUUAACCCUUAUGGGUUUCAUAAUCACGGUCAACCUAAAAUGGUUUCGCCUGUGGCAGAUUAUUCUAAUGCAGGUCACCAUGAACCUUCAGUGCCUGCUUUGCAAACCCCAUAUGCUCAUGCGUAUGAUCAACCCUAUAGUCCUUCAGCUUCCAACCCUUCUCACAAUGGGUCUCAUCCUCUUUAUCAGAGAAAUAGCCAAUAUGCUGCCAACAGCCAUGUAUCUUUCCCUCCAGGACUUCAUCAGAAUGGUGGAUCAAGAGAUACAUGCAAAGGCCUGUUAUACAAAUGUCCGCAGAGGCCGGUGCCUAUCCUUUUCGUCAAGGCAGUUAUGAUGCCUACCAGAGGUAUCCAUCAACUGAUGCUGGUGGUUAUCAGCGGUGGGGAGUUGGGACCAAUCAGCAACACACAUCUGGGGGGUAUGGCCACCAUCAGCGAGGCCCGGUGAACCAGAGAACUUAGCGAGGGCGAGAGGAUCAUCAACAAAGAGACAACCACCCUCACCAACGGUAGCAGAAUCAACAACACAAAGGUAGCCACCCACAAAAAAGUAAUAAAAAAAUAUGACAGGAACCAGCAACACAGAGAACACCUCCAAAAGAGAGACAACCAGCAACAAAGAAGUAACCCCAAUUCUGUAUUAGACAGAAAACGUAAUAAUAGGAGGCCACCUCCACCGGUUGGGAAUAGCUGUCAAUGAAUGUAACCUCUGUUUAACGCAUCUAAUUUGUUGUAUGAUAGCCUGUUGUUGAUUGGGUAUAGCUGUCAAUGAAUGUAAUCUCUGUUU
This is a messenger RNA of Rubroshorea leprosula, 1523 nucleotides long. Lineage: Eukaryota; Viridiplantae; Streptophyta; Magnoliopsida; Malvales; Dipterocarpaceae. The record is from the annotation of a GenBank genome assembly.